GCCUCGCUCGGCGCACAGCGCACGCGCACGCGACGCACCAGCCCCGCACCUCCCCGCACCGCUGAGCGCUCCACGUGUACACACAAGUGCUCCUAUGACAUUCAACGCCUAAGUUCAUUCAACAAUAUGCAAGAGCAAAGCUCAUCGCGAUCGAAGACUACACUGAACUCGCUGGAGAGCGCCAUCAUUAAGCUGAAAAACAACCUUCAGAUUCAAGACAGCAAGCCCGCUGCAGAUAUGAGUGGAUUGACCGUCGAACCCUCUCCGAUCGACGACACUAAAGGAAUAACAAGUAAGGCCAGCAGUUUGUCUCCUUCGAAUAUAAACUUGUCCAUAGCGUCUGCAGCGCUCCUACAAGAAAAUAUGUUGCAACGGUCAUUGCAAGGUGUGGUUCUUUCGCUGCAAAAUGCUAUGAUGAAUUCUCUACAGCAAGCGGCUUUGCUCCCGUCCAACUCUGCAGCUGCAGCUGCACUUAAUUUGCAAGCAUUGGAGUCCUAUUUGACACUGCAGCGUCUAACGUCUGUAUCGUCCGUUGGCAAUUCAAACCAAUCGAAUGUCACCGAGAAUAGUUCGACUUCAAAACAAGAUAUAUUAAGAAUAGCAACGGCAAGCGCUAAGAUAACCGAAGUCGAUGUAUCAGAAAAUACUAGAGAAUUUUCACCUAAAACUCCCGAGGAAUAUCCUUUAUCUGAUGCUAUUGCCGCUGAAGACGUUGAUUUAUCAGAAGAAGUCGAGGAGGACUUAGCUUUAUUAGACAAUGAAGACGAAUUCACUUUAGAACAACAUUUAGAAUCGACAUCAAAAGGUUACGGAUAUAGUCCACAAAAUUUAGACAAUGGAUACCCUAGUUUACUAAUGAACGCGAUGUACCAACAACAAAUGAACGGCAGUCCAACCCAGCCGCCUUUAUCUCCACAGCCUUCUAAUUCCUCGAGUUCAAAAUCAACAAACAGUUCCACAUCUUCAACGGGAAGUAGUAUCUCCAAUAAACAGAAGACAACAGGAAGCGGUCCUAGAACGAAGAAACAAUUUAUUUGCAAGUUUUGCAAUCGGCAGUUUACAAAAUCAUACAACUUACUAAUACACGAACGAACGCACACGGACGAGAGACCUUACUCAUGUGACAUUUGCGGCAAAGCUUUCCGACGGCAAGAUCAUCUCAGAGACCACAGAUAUAUCCACUCCAAGGAAAAGCCGUUCAAAUGCAUGGAAUGUGGCAAAGGUUUCUGUCAGUCCAGAACACUCGCUGUUCACAAAAUCUUACACAUGGAAGAAUCUCCACAUAAAUGUCCAGUUUGCAGCAGAAGUUUUAACCAACGUUCGAAUCUCAAGACUCAUUUAUUGACACACACAGAUAUCAAACCUUACAACUGUUCCUCGUGUGGGAAAGUGUUUAGGAGAAAUUGUGACUUAAGGAGACAUAGUCUAACACAUAAUCUUGUUGGAAUAUCAGUUAAUACUUCACCCAGUGGGUCUAAUGGAAAAAGUCCAAUAUUGAAUCCAAACUUUCCAAUCGACAGCUUAGAUACUGAAGAUGAAAAUUAAUGUAGUCAAUAUAUUGGAAAUAUCAGAAGCGGUUUUUUGAUUCUAUCAAGACUGAUUUAUGUAGAGAAGACAUGAAUUGCCUUCUCUCUUGUUACGUAUAAACAAAGUAUCUAAAAACAAAUUUGUUAUUAACAACUAAUUGACGCACGGAGUAUCGUAUUACGUUCACUACAGGAUACCUUUUAAAAGGAACUUCUUAAAUAUUGCAAGUCUCUAAGU
This is a messenger RNA of Papilio machaon (common yellow swallowtail), 1764 nucleotides long. Its product is annotated as protein sister of odd and bowel. The transcript has 2 exons. Gene Ontology annotation, cellular component: nucleus. Bases 127 to 1545 code for a protein of 472 amino acids. Gene Ontology annotation, molecular function: DNA-binding transcription factor activity, RNA polymerase II-specific; RNA polymerase II transcription regulatory region sequence-specific DNA binding. The record is from RefSeq and is a predicted model, not a curated record. Gene Ontology annotation, biological process: embryonic hindgut morphogenesis; embryonic pattern specification; embryo development. Lineage: Eukaryota; Metazoa; Arthropoda; Insecta; Lepidoptera; Papilionidae.